AUGUCCAACAUCACCCUUAACACCCUCGACCCCGUCCUGACCGGGACAGCAACAGUCCGCAUCCCCAUAACCAGCACCCCCGUCUUCCCCUCCACCUCAAGACGCGCUUCCCUCCUCACCACCCUGCUGCCCAAAAAGGCCAAGUCCCAACCCAAGACCUGCACCAUAAAGUCUACGCGCUGA
Anthostomella pinea is the source of this 183-nucleotide messenger RNA. NCBI's taxonomy places the organism in Eukaryota, Fungi, Ascomycota, Sordariomycetes, Xylariales, Xylariaceae. The record is from the annotation of a GenBank genome assembly.